ACGACGGCGCCCGAUAUUUGAAGGAUGGGAGUUUGGGAGACAACAGCCAUCGUUAGCUUGGCCUUCUUGCUCAGCUGCGUGGGGAACGUUCAUGGCGAGGGUUCUGUGAGCUCCAUUAUCACCAAAUCUCUCUUCGAGGAGAUGCUGAAACAUCGGAACGAUGCUUCGUGCCCUGCGAAAGGCUUCUACACCUACGAUGCCUUCGUUAAGGCCGCCUCUUCAUUCCCACACUUCGGAACCUACGGUCAGAAUGAAACCCGUAAACGGGAGCUUGCUGCAUUCUUUGCGCAGACCUCUCAUGAAACCACAGGCGGAUGGGAGACUGCACCUGAUGGCCCUUCCUCUUAUGGCUACUGCUACAAGGAAGAGAAAGAUCCAAAGAAGGAUUACUGCGACAAGAAAGCAACGCAAUGGCCAUGCGCUCCGGGGAAACGCUACUACGGUCGAGGACCGAUUCAGAUCUCAUACAACUACAACUACGGCCAAGCUGGGAAAGCUAUAGGCAAGGAUCUCCUCAACGACCCCGAUCUGGUGUCGAAGGAUCCGGUGAUCUCGUUCAAGACGGCGAUAUGGUUCUGGAUGACACCGCAGUUGCCGAAGCCGUCGUGCCACGAUGUGAUGACGGGGAAGUGGAAGCCGUCGAAGGAGGACGAGGCUGCGGGAAGGCAUCCAGGGUUUGGCGUGACGACCAACAUCAUCAAUGGAGCACUCGAGUGUGGGCAGCACUCUAAGGCUUCCACAGACAGGAUCGAGUACUUCAAGAGAUACUGCAUGUUGCUUGGCGUGACCACCGGAGAGCAUCUUGGCUGCGGCAAGCAAAAGCCUUUUGCUUGAGCUUCCACUCAGUUAAGUCCAUGCGGAGUACCUCAAGGGGCAGUACUCUCUGUCCUAUAAGGACAUCUAUCUACAUAGAGAAUAAAAGAUGACAGAUAUGAACAUCAUGUACUGCCAUUUAAUAUGGAGAAAUCAUAUGCAUGG
Molecule: messenger RNA, 978 nt
Organism: Musa acuminata subsp. malaccensis (wild Malaysian banana)
Lineage: Eukaryota; Viridiplantae; Streptophyta; Magnoliopsida; Zingiberales; Musaceae
Product: basic endochitinase-like
Biological process (GO): cell wall macromolecule catabolic process; chitin catabolic process; carbohydrate metabolic process
Molecular function (GO): chitinase activity
Source: RefSeq, a predicted model, not a curated record